AUGAAGGCCCACCAGUGCCUACACAGUGGGAUCAGACUGUUCUCCUGUGGAGUGUGUGGCAAGGGCUUCACUCAUAAAUCUAAGCUGACCAGCCACACCAAGGUACAUACUGAGGAGAAGCCCUUUCAGUGUCCUCAGUGUAAUAAGAGCUUCUGCCACAAGAGAAGCCUUAUUAAUCACCAGUUGGUACACGCAGGGGAGAGACCUACCAUUGCCCUGCACUGCCCGGAGUGUGACAAAAGCUUCCAUCAGAAGAGAAGUGAAAAACCUUUCCAGUGUCCUGAGGGUAACGAGAGCUUCUGGUGGAAGGCUGGAAUGAAGGCCCAUCAACGUCUGCACGAGGGGGAAAGGGUGUUUUCCUGCAGUGAAUGUGAUAAGUGUUUUUCUAAGCAGUCUAAACUUGAUGAACAUAUUCGAGUUCACAGUGGAGAUGAGCCCUCCUAG
This is a messenger RNA of Trichosurus vulpecula (common brushtail), 444 nucleotides long. RefSeq names its product zinc finger protein 786-like. Gene Ontology annotation, molecular function: DNA-binding transcription repressor activity, RNA polymerase II-specific. The coding region runs from base 1 to 444 and encodes 147 amino acids. Gene Ontology annotation, biological process: negative regulation of transcription by RNA polymerase II. The transcript is spliced from 2 exons. The record is from RefSeq and is a predicted model, not a curated record. NCBI's taxonomy places the organism in Eukaryota, Metazoa, Chordata, Mammalia, Diprotodontia, Phalangeridae.